This is a messenger RNA of Saccostrea cuccullata (small rock oyster), 1971 nucleotides long. RefSeq names its product mediator of RNA polymerase II transcription subunit 15-like. The record is from RefSeq and is a predicted model, not a curated record. The transcript is spliced from 18 exons. Gene Ontology annotation, biological process: regulation of DNA-templated transcription. Gene Ontology annotation, molecular function: transcription coregulator activity. Lineage: Eukaryota; Metazoa; Mollusca; Bivalvia; Ostreida; Ostreidae.
UGGAAAAUGGCUGAACAAACCAUGGAUUGGCGAAGUGAACCAUUUCGUUCUAAAGUUGUGGCGCAAAUUGAGGAGGCUGUAAGAUCAUCUGCUUCCCCCAUGACAAAAUCCAGCAUAGAAAUGGAGAACCAUGUCUUCCAUAAAGCCAAAACAAGGGAGGAAUACCUAGCACUGGUAGCCAGACUGAUUCUCCAUGUCAAGGAAAUGAAUGCCAAUAAAGACAAGCCUAAGGGUCCAGGAGGAAUGGGGAUGCCCCAGGGGAUGGCCCCGGGGCCUGCUGGAAUGUCCCAGCCCAUGCAGGACCCCAUUGGGGCCUUACAGAACCUGACGGUCCAGGGCAUUGGGCCAGUUGGGCAGCAGGAAGAACUGUGGUGGAAUGAGAUAGAUUUAUCUGAGUUUGUGUGGAUGAUAAAUCAGCAACAACAAGCACAUCUUCAGCAGCAACGCUUGCUCAUGCAACAGCAGCAACAACAACAGCAAAGGCACAUGCAGAUGCAGCAACGCCCACCACUGGAGAGACAGGAUGCAUUCCUUGUGACGUCUGCUCAACAUGUCCAGUCCAUGGCCCAACCACUUCCUGCCAAUUCAGUGGGCAUGUCUUAUCAACAGACAAUGGCAGGUGGCAAUAUGCAACAAGCUGGGCUGCAACAGCAAAUGCAAGGAGGAAUGCAGCAACCUGGAAUGCAACAAACAGCCAUGCAGCAACCAGGAAUGCCAAUGAGUUCCAUGGGAAUGCAACAUGGCAUGCAGCAACAGAGACCCCAGACUUCAGGCAUUGGGGGAAUCAGUCAGGCCUCACAGCUUCCGUUUGGACAACAGAUGCAACCAGGACCCAACAUGACUUCACAACAGGCUGUCCCCUCCCCGAAGCCGCCCUCCAUCAGCAGCAUGAUGAUGUCCCCCUCCCCACAGGGAAUGGUCAACAACCCCCGAGUCCCCUCCCCCAGGGUACUCAACACACCAGGUGCCCCCAGUUCCCCUAGCCCAAACACCCCCAGAUCUCACGAAGAACAGGCUUACCUAGAGAAACUCAAACAAUUACAGAAGUACAUUGAACCACUGAAAAGAAUGAUCAACCGCUUGACCACUUUUUGAAAAAUCAUGAUUUAUUUUUCAGAGAGUAAGAAAGAUAUCAGCAAGAUGGAGAAUCUCUUAAAGAUAUUAACAGACCCUACUAGAAGGUUACCAAUGACAACUUUACUGAAAUGUGAACAAGUGUUAGAUAACCUGGAAAUGUCAAAACCACCCAGUGGUGCUGGCUCUGUUCCCUCGGCCACCCCCACCAUCACCACCACCCCAAUGCACAUGUGUCAGCCGUUACUGGAUGCUGUAGCGACCAACAUGAAGUCUCCAAUGUUUAACCACGCCUUACAACAAACAUUUGGUCCAGCCAUGACUGCUCUCUUUGGAGCACCAAUAAGGGCCCCCAGUCCACCACCAAAGAAGAGGAAGCGAGAGGCCGAGGAUGAGGAGAUACCCCACAUCCUCCAGGGUGAGAUCGCACGACUCGGUGGACGAUUCCGAGUCAAUCUCGAUCCUACUCAGCACUCUGAUUCCAAAGACAUCCAUCUUGUUUGUAAAAUAGAUGACAAGAAUUUGCCCUGUGUUCCUCCAAUCUCUGUAAAAGUUCCUGAGCUCUACCCCAGUGUUAGUCCACAGUGUGAUACAAAGGCACAGGACUACGAGUCCAGUCCCUUCCUGUCUUCCAUACAAGAAUCCCUCUCCCGCCUACUUCUACAGAUGCCCAGUAAAUACACAUUUACAGAACUGAUGGAUAAAUGGGAGAUGAGCAUAAGAAGAGCGUGUGCUGCGCCAUCUUAGUGUUGAUGUGAUAAAGUGUGUGUGGCUGGGAUACUUAGAAUGGCUGUGUGAAUGCUACUUUGGACCGUGUUGAUGAAUGAAUUUAUGUGUCAUAUAUUUACUGCAUAUAUGUAACUAUUGAAGAUGUGACAUUAAAUGAUCUUUUGUGUU